UCACUUUCCCCAAACUCUAUCUUCUUCCUCCUCCUGAACAUAUAUAUAAACACCCCCCCCUGCAAAAGGGCUGUUUAUAUAUAUCACUUUUCUUUCAUAUAUCUCAAAAAAAAAUCCAAUUUGUAAAAAAAAUAAUAAUAAUAAUGUUGGAAGGUAAGGCACUUGUGGAAGACACAGACAUGCCAAUCAAGAUGCAGAUCCAAGCCAUGGCUUAUGCUUCACAAGCUUUAGAUCUCUAUGAUGUUCUUGAUUGCAAAUCCAUUGCUGCCCAUAUCAAAAAGGAGUUUGACAAGAAGUAUGGAAAUGGAUGGCAAUGUGUGGUGGGUUCAAAUUUUGGAUGUUUCUUCACUCACACCAAAGGAACUUUUAUCUACUUCACAUUGGAGACUCUCAAUUUCCUCAUCUUCAAAGGAGCUUCUUCCCCCCCCCCCCCCCCCCCCCCCCCCCAAUGA
Molecule: messenger RNA, 452 nt
Organism: Helianthus annuus (common sunflower)
Lineage: Eukaryota; Viridiplantae; Streptophyta; Magnoliopsida; Asterales; Asteraceae
Product: dynein light chain 1, cytoplasmic
Exons: 2
Coding region: 144-452 (102 amino acids)
Biological process (GO): microtubule-based process
Cellular component (GO): dynein complex
Molecular function (GO): dynein intermediate chain binding; dynein light intermediate chain binding
Source: RefSeq, a predicted model, not a curated record